AUGGGUCUUACAUUCUCGAAGCUGUUCGACAAGUUGUGGGGAAAGAAGGAGAUGAGAAUCUUGAUGGUUGGUUUGGAUGCUGCCGGAAAGACCACCAUCCUGUACAAGCUCAAGCUUGGUGAGAUCGUCACCACUAUCCCAACAAUCGGAUUCAACGUCGAGACCGUCGAAUACAAGAACAUCCAGUUCACCGUAUGGGAUGUCGGAGGACAGGACAAGAUCAGGCCUUUGUGGAGGCAUUACUUCCAAAACACCCAGGGUAUUAUCUUCGUUGUCGACUCCAACGAUCGCGACCGUGUUGUUGAGGCCAGGGAGGAGUUGCAGCGCAUGUUGAACGAGGAUGAGCUUAGGGAUGCUCUGCUCCUGGUCUUCGCCAACAAGCAGGAUCUGCCAAACGCCAUGAACGCCGCCGAAAUCACCGAUAAGCUUGGUCUGCACAGCUUGAGACAGCGUGGCUGGUACAUUCAAUCCACUUGCGCUACCUCCGGUGAUGGACUUUACGAGGGUCUUGAGUGGCUCAGCAGCGCUCUCCGCAAGACUGGCCAGAACUAAGAUUUGUAACACAUAUCAUCUCUCCUCAAUCGUUCAUCACAGCUCAGCCAAUCAUCCAUCUACGACAAAUGCUUUUACACAUCCCUAUCCUGGUCUUUUGUCACUUCAGCGGUUUGAAUCCUAUGAGAGGCGCAAGGGUGGAUUUUGUUCGAUGGCGAAGUUCUGUGGCUCUUUGCUUUCCUGCAUGGCUCUGGCUUCGCCUUCGUGAAGCCUUUCUCUUUGCGUGCCUUUUGGGUCUCCUCUCUCAGUCUGCUUGAUGUUGUCUUUAUGGUAUAAAAGCAGUCGGUAGAUUAGGGAUGAGACGUGGUUGGUAGUUUACUCGAUAAUGGAUUUUACUUUAGAGCAGGAUCGUCAUGUGUCAUCUAAUCAUAUUCUUAACUCUGA
Molecule: messenger RNA, 936 nt
Organism: Pseudogymnoascus destructans
Lineage: Eukaryota; Fungi; Ascomycota; Leotiomycetes; Thelebolales; Thelebolaceae
Exons: 4
Coding region: 1-552 (183 amino acids)
Biological process (GO): vesicle-mediated transport; intracellular protein transport
Cellular component (GO): plasma membrane; cytoplasm
Molecular function (GO): GTP binding; GTPase activity
Source: RefSeq, a predicted model, not a curated record